This is a messenger RNA of Passer montanus (Eurasian tree sparrow), 1583 nucleotides long. It is a transcript of the gene ELOVL3, whose product is annotated as ELOVL fatty acid elongase 3. Lineage: Eukaryota; Metazoa; Chordata; Aves; Passeriformes; Passeridae. The record is from RefSeq and is a predicted model, not a curated record. Gene Ontology annotation, biological process: fatty acid elongation, saturated fatty acid; very long-chain fatty acid biosynthetic process; fatty acid elongation, monounsaturated fatty acid. Gene Ontology annotation, molecular function: fatty acid elongase activity. The transcript has 4 exons. The coding region runs from base 75 to 839 and encodes 254 amino acids. Gene Ontology annotation, cellular component: endoplasmic reticulum membrane.
CUGUGUAGCAAUGUUUUUAAAGAAGAUUUUUUAAUUAUUUUUAGUGAAAUAUCUGCGCUAGUGCUAUAGCAGUGAUGUUGUUGACUAACCUAAUCCUGUCUCCUUUGAACUCAGUUAUAAGAGUUUCUAUAAGGCAAAAGUCUUUAAUUUUUUCUGUUAUUUAUGUGGUCGUGAUAUUUGGAAUCCAGCAUUUCAUGAAGGAACGGAGACCCUUCAAACUGCGGGGACCACUGGUCCUCUGGUCCUUCAGCCUGGCUUUGUUCAGUCUCAUUGGAGCCUAUCGGAUCUGGAAGCAGAUGGCCUUCCUCCUCCUUACCAAGGGAUUUAAGCAAUCAGUGUGUAGUCAAUCUUUUUAUGUCCACCCUGUUACCAAGCUUUGGAUAUAUCUAUUUGCACUGAGCAAACUCAUUGAAAUGGGUGACACUCUGUUCAUUGUUCUCCGGAAAAAGAAGCUCAUCUUCCUCCACUGGUACCACCAUAUGGCCACAACAAUUUUAUCCUGGUAUGGCUAUAAGAUUAUGGCAGCUGGGGCAGGGUGGAACACAGCCUUAAACCUCAGUAUCCACUUUGUGAUGUACUUGUACUACGCUGUGGCAGCCAUGGGCAUCCGGGUACCCCACUCCAUCACCAGGCUAAUCACCAUUUCACAGAUCGUGCAGAUUACAGGAUUUGUAAUAAUGAACAUCUUUAUCUUCUUCUGGAAGGACGAUAAGCUCUGCCAAACUUCCUGGCCACUGUUUCUCCUUUCAUCGAGCUUGUAUACCACUUUAUUGGCCCUCUUCCUCAACUUCUUUGUGAAAACUUACCUGAGUCGCAUCCAGAAAUCAAAGUGGAAUUAAAACCAAGGGAUGGAAGAAGAGAUUGGGAUGGAAGUGGGGAGAGAGGGAGAGGAAAAAGAGAAACUUUUUGCUUCUGUCUGGAGCCUAAGUGGCUGAUGGGAUGGGUGUGAUGGGGUUUAGGAAGAGAUCACUGUGGGUAACAGCCUUCAGAGUGACUUGCACAUUGGCCUUUGGUGUAUCUGCCUCACAGUGGGUGGCAUGCCAGAGUGAGGUGCAGGUUGUGGCAGGCUGGUAACAGGAGAAAGGGGAAGAGGCUGGGGUCUGAAAACCUCAGGGCUGUGGUUCUGCUUUUCCUUCUUUGCAUCACUUGGGUUUGCUUUGUGCCUCACUUCCUUCCUGGGGACUGAUAGAAUCCUGCAUGCACCAAAACUCUCCUUGGAAAAAAGGUAGGGAAACUCCUCUCACAGCAGUGAGGACAGCAGUACUGUCCUCUCCAUGGUCUCCAGUUUUGGGGAAGAACAGAGCUCAAACCUGUUCUUCCCCAAAGCUGCUACUCUGCAGGGAAGCCCUAAUAGAUUGCUGGUGGGAACAGCACUGAAAUGGAAAACUCCUGCUCUUUUUUUAAGGUUUUGUAGGGAAGGGAUCUCUCUUGGGCUCUCUCUUCUCCUCUGUGAUGCAAGGAACUGAAUCCCAUGAACUUUAAUGGCUGUUACCUGUGGUGUGCUUCUUGUACAAUAUUAACCCACCUAUUUAAUUUGACUAGCUACUGCCUCAAACCCUAAAAGAUGAGCAGGGUCCAGCUCU